CGGGCCGUCACCCGACAAGCCCAAAUUGACAGAGGAUCCAAUUUCGGACUAUAUAUUAGUCAAAAGCGCUAAUUUAGCAAAGGCUAGGGUUUCCCAUUCAUCGCAGCUGCCUCAGCUUCUUCAUCAACCCUCAGAGCGUACCAGUCUAUUCACCGAAGAGACGAAGAGAACCAAGAAGGCUGGUAUUGUCGGAAAGUAUGGUACCCGUUACGGUGCAAGUUUGAGAAAACAAAUCAAGAAAAUGGAAGUAAGUCAGCACAGCAAGUUCUUCUGUGAAUUCUGUGGCAAGUACGCUGUGAAGAGAAAGGCAGUUGGUAUUUGGGGUUGCAAGGACUGUGGGAAAGUCAAAGCUGGCGGUGCUUACACAUUGAACACGGCUAGUGCUGUCACUGUUAGAAGCACCAUCAGAAGGCUCCGGGAGCAGACUGAGAGUUAGAAUGAUUCUUGGUGGUUUUUAAAUUGAAUGAGCUUGUAUUUUGUCUUUGUUGCUUUUCAUCCCAAAUACAUUGCAAUUAGAUGAAAGCUUAAUCUUAGUUGAUCCGUACUGAUUUGUUUCUAUUGAACAAUUUUAAGUUUAAUGUUCUCUUGUUCUAUAAAAUGGUGCUUCAUUCUUGUUCUAUAAAAUGGUGCUUCAAUUUUAAGCUUAA
This is a messenger RNA of Cuscuta europaea, 647 nucleotides long. The record is from the annotation of a GenBank genome assembly. Lineage: Eukaryota; Viridiplantae; Streptophyta; Magnoliopsida; Solanales; Convolvulaceae.